AUGUUAGAUGAAAAGGAUAUACCGAUUGACAUACACAGCAGCAAGCUUCUAGACUGGUUGCUAAGUCGACGACACUGUAAUAAGGACUGGCAAAAAAAUGUAAUGAUCAUUCGCGAAAAAAUCAGCGUAGCAAUCCGGGAUAUGCCAGAAGAUGAGAGGAUCGUCAAAUUACUACAGGGAUCCUACAUUAAUUAUUUUCACUGUGCUCGAAUUGUCAAUAUUCUAAAAGAUACGGAGAAGGGUACGAAGAAUUUCCUAGGAUAUUAUUCAUCACAGAGAAUGAAUGAUUGGAUGCAAAUUCAACAAAUGUAUGAGAAAGGAAAUAUCCAUUUGGCAGAAGCAGCUCAAAUUCUUCAAAGGAUGAUUCAGUAUGAGAUCCCAGUUCUAAAAAAGCAGAUUUCGAAAUGUGACCAAACAAUUACCGACUGUGUCAAAAAGGAAAAAGAUUACGCAAGGCAAAUGGUUGACAGUAAGAAACAAUAUGAGAAGGAACUGUGGAAGUUGGGUAUUGAAGGUGUUCACUUAAAACGAGAAAUAAUAUCGUUGCUGACUGAUUUACCAUCUUUUUUGGAUGAAAUGACAAAGUCUAUAUCGUCUUUGAAUGAACCGCUUCAGUAUUAUGAACAGUUUCAGGCAUACCUACAUCAGAACAAGACACAAAAUGUUUUAUUACCACUAUGCCGUUUAUUGAUGGAAAAAGGUGCACAAGUUACAGUUUAUGAGUGGAAAAAUGGUAUAAAACCAGUAAGCAUUGAAUCACCUUCUUUGGAUGCUUGGUUAAAUGAAGAGAUAAAUAAUGCUGAAGAAAUAGAUUUUGGCGACGACUUUAUUGUUCCUGAUGAUGAAAUUAAUUUUUGUGAUAGUAAAUUUCAAAUUGAAGUCGUUGAAAACGAGAAAGUUGAUGCUAACGAUGGAAUAGCUCGAGGCUUAGAUGCACUGACAGUACUGGAAAAUUCGCAAACUCGAAGUCUUAUUUAUUUUGAAUUGAGAGAGUUGGAAAAAUUUUUGGUAAUACGAAGAGAGGACGAAACUAUAGAAAAUGUGUCCGAUAUUUACAUAUUAGGAAUUGAAGAAAGGCCUGCAGCAUUGAAAAAGGUCACUGUGGAAAAAAUUGAUAAAUGGUCGAUGCAUGUGAGCGAGAUUAUCAAUAAAUUAAUUGAUACUCAAAAGGCUAUUUUGUUUCGAAUACGUUCCUCACCUCAAUAUGUUGAAAAGCUGGUGGAAACAUUGGAGCAGAAGCGCUCUUUAGAAGGACGUUACGAGAAAAUGAGAGAUCUGAUGAUAGAAAAACAGAGUGAGAUGCGAAUUAGUAUGCAGAAGGCGCAUGAAACAUUGAAUGGAAUUUGUGAAGCUAGCAAACUGUUGCAAAAAGGAAUUGAAGAAGAAAUCUCAAAAAUGUAUAAGGGAAGGAAGGUAAAUAUUAUGGGUGGUAUAAAUGUUGCACUGAUGGCUUCUUGA
This is a messenger RNA of Brugia pahangi, 1458 nucleotides long. Lineage: Eukaryota; Metazoa; Nematoda; Chromadorea; Rhabditida; Onchocercidae. The record is from the annotation of a GenBank genome assembly.